Messenger RNA from Rhincodon typus (whale shark), 1233 nucleotides. Its product is annotated as aminomethyltransferase, mitochondrial-like. The coding region runs from base 1 to 531 and encodes 176 amino acids. The transcript is spliced from 4 exons. NCBI's taxonomy places the organism in Eukaryota, Metazoa, Chordata, Chondrichthyes, Orectolobiformes, Rhincodontidae. The record is from RefSeq and is a predicted model, not a curated record. Gene Ontology annotation, molecular function: protein binding. Gene Ontology annotation, cellular component: mitochondrion.
AUGUGGCAGAUGCAGAUCUCGGUCCCUAUUGAGCGUACAGUGGAGCUGGCAGAGUCGCUGUUGAAGAACAGUGAGGUGAAACUUGCUGGCCUUGGGUCGAGGGAUAGCUUACGCCUGGAGGCCGGGCUUUGUCUGUAUGGAAAUGACAUUGAUGAGACCACCACUCCAGUGGAAGCAACACUUUUAUGGACCAUAGGAAAGCAGCGGAGAGCUGCUGCAGACUUUCCUGGAGCUGAGAUCAUCCUGAGACAGAUCAAAGAGAAAACUAAACGGAAACGAGUGGGUCUGACAUCUGCCGGGCCCCCAGUCAGGCAGCACACGCCAAUUUUGAACCUUGACGGAAAAGUCAUUGGGGAGGUGACGAGUGGAUGCCCCUCUCCCUGUCUGAAACAGAACAUUGCCAUGGGAUAUGUGGAUACGGAGUACAGCAAGCCAGGCACUCCAUUAAAGGUGGAGGUUCGGAAGAAGAUUGUGGAUGCCACUGUUUCCAAGAUGCCUUUUGUACCGUCUAAAUACUACACUGUGAAGUGACUGUCUCAUUUUCAGAUUGUGUAAUGAAUACUUUGAAGAAGAUGACUAGAUUUAAUUAGGAUUUUUUUAACAUUUUUAUGGUUGUUUUGUAUCUGCCUUUGGUUUACAAAGGUUAGCUGUUGACUUGUUCUGAUCUCCUGUACUGCUGCAAUAGGACAUUGUGUGUGUUUUCAGAGGGAUGGACAAAAUUGCACUUGACGAAGAACAUGGGGAGAUCAUUGUUCAUUUCUAUCUCCAUUUGAGCCUUGCUCCACCCAGCUGAUCAGCAUUCAUCUCCCUGUAUGAAUCUAUGCCGGAGUCUGAGAGCAAGACCAAUGGACGGUCAACAAACACUGAUAGUGGAUCAACACCCAUCCCUUUGCGAUGGCAGAGACAUGCCAGGUGGAAAUUAAACCAGCUAAAAUCCUAACCAGCAGUUCAGCUGCAGAGUCCUGCAUAGCUGACAACACACUGGACUUUUUUUUAUCUUUCCAAGGAGAGUAAAGCAGAAUUGAGAGUGUACAAAGGGCUCAUGUUGUGGGUAGGAUUCUUCAUCCAGACCUUUAAUUCAUGGGGCCAUGUGGGGGGCUGGCUUUUGUUUUGCACUUCCUCCUUGACCACAUGUGGCACGGUGGCUCAGUGGUUAGCCCUGCUGCCUCACAGCACCAGGGACUGAGGUUCGAUUCCACCUCCCGGCAACUGUGUAAUGUGAAGUUUGCAUAU